This is a messenger RNA of Monoraphidium neglectum, 366 nucleotides long. RefSeq lists its product as hypothetical. The transcript has a single exon. The annotation marks the transcript as partial. The record is from RefSeq and is a predicted model, not a curated record. NCBI's taxonomy places the organism in Eukaryota, Viridiplantae, Chlorophyta, Chlorophyceae, Sphaeropleales, Selenastraceae.
AUGAGUGAGCCUUCGACAAGAAGCGCUGAAAUCGUUGAUGUACGACUAGAUGGCGACGAGGGAUAUGGCACGGCGGAGUGCAGCACCCCCAGCUGCAGCGCUGUUGCCGCCGCUGCACCCGUUGUUGCCUCAGCGCCACCCGCGGCCACGGACGCUGGGGACGGCCCCGGCCCCUCAUCCUUCCACCUCCUGGGACAAACCGUCCACGUCGCCGGACUGGGGAAGGCGCGCGUGCUGUCGGGCCCGAUCGACGCUGCGGGGCGCGAGUUUCAGGGGCACUGCCUGGUGGAGGUGUUGGGGGACGACGGCCGGCCGACAGGGCGCACGCGCCACGUCUACCCCCGGCAAAUGCGGCAGCUUCGCAAG